AUGAGCCUCUCGUUUGAAUCACGCGUGCUGGACGCCAGCGGGGUGUCUGGGCGGCAUCAGGUGUCGUGUACGCUCGUGACUGGCUUCCUGGGAUGCGGCAAGACCACUCUGCUGCAGCUGACCAUCUACUUCCCUCCCCCUUACCGCCCCCUUUUUCCCCCCUACCAGCACGUGCUGAGGGAGAAGGGCGAUCUGCGAGUGGCCGUGCUGGUGAACGAAUUCAGCCCUGUUGACGUGGACUCCCUGCUGCUCCAAUCACAGCGCGCCAACGUGGCAGUUGGGGCGCCCCCUGGUCAUGGGGAUCUGGCAGGGGGUGAGUGCGUGAAAGAGAAAGUGUGGGCAAGGGGAGGGAGAAAGGAAUGGGUGGGCUGUGCAUGUUGCCACGUCAGUGACGGGCUCAAGAAGGCUGUGCGAGCAGCGGUUGGUGGCGCCAUGUCAGCAUGCGACUACCUCAUCUUGGAGACCUCAGGCCUAGCGGACCCUCAACCAAUCGCCGCCCAGCUGAUGGAAGCAGGGGUGAGGCUCGAUAGAGUGGUGGCUGUGGUGGAGGCUGAGACGCUGCCGAACCUCCUCGAACAGCAGCCAAUAGCGCGGCGACAGCUGGCAGCGGCCGACCUGGUGUUGCUGAAUAAGUGUGACCUGGUGUCCCUGGGUGCACUAUCAGAUGCAGAAGACAUGCUCCUUAAAUUUCUCACCACAGGAGACGCGUCUGCCCACCCACAUACCAACGACGCAUACGGCACCAGUCAUAGAUGCACCUCCUCCUCUCACACACGCUCCCAUCCUCCCACCCCCACCUCUAUACAACCAUCCAGCUUGCCUCUUCCCCCUGUAGUCCGCACCCGUUACUGUCACGUCCCCUUGGAUCUGAUCCUAGAUACCGUUCCUGUAUCGCAGCCUGCUCCUCCUCUCACCUCAGCAUCCGCUCAUCUCUCCGCUGGCUUCCUCUCUCACGAAGCCACUGCUGCCCCCUCCUUUCGCACUCCCAGUGCUUCAACUCCCUCAGCCCUCACUCCCUCCUUGCACAAGGAAGGGAAAGAGCCGGAUGCAAGGCAUGGAGCGAGGAGGUAUCAACUAGGUGCACCUGCACCAGGUCAUGCCUCCACCCCGUUUACAUCACUCCUCUUUGAGUCACAGCAGCCUCUUCCGCUAGCUGCAUUCCAGCACAUCGUGGCCACCAGACUGCGAGGAAGAGCCGCCAGCAGCAACAAGAGUGGCAGUGGCACUGCCGCCAGCAGCACCACCAGCGGGUGUGCUCCAGCUUCUCUCAACCUUGUUUUGGACCUCUGCUCCUCACCCAUCUCAUGUUUUUUUUUCUUCUUCUUCUUCCUCUUCCUCUUCCUCUUCCUCUUCCUCUUCCUCUUCCUCUUCCUCUUCUUCCUCUUCUUCCUCCUCUUCCUCCUCUUCCUCCUCUUCCUCCUCUUCCUCCUCUUCCUCCUCUUCCUCCUCUUCCUCCUCUUCCUCCUCUUCCUCCUCUUCCUCCUCUUCCUCCUCUUCCUCCUCUUCCUCUUCCUCUUCCUCUUCCUCUUCCUCUUCCUCUUCCUCUCCUCUUCCUCUUCCUCUUCUUCCUCUUCCUCUUCUUCCUCUUCCUCUUCUUCCUCCUCCUCCUCCUCCUCCUCCUCCUCCUCCUCCUCCUCCUCCUCCUCCUCCUCCUCCUCCUCCUCCUCCUCCUCCUCCUCCUCCUCCUCCUCCUCCUCCUCCUCCUCCUCCUCCUCCUCCUCCUCCUCCUCCUCCUCCUCCUCCUCCUCCUCCUCCUCCUCCUCCUCCUCCUCCUCCUCCUCCUCCUCCUCCUCCUCCUCCUCCUCCUCCUCCUCCUCCUCCUCCUCCUCCUCCUCCUCCUCCUCCUCCUCCUCCUCCUCCUCCUCCUCCUCCUCCUCCUCCUCCUCCUCUUCUUCUUCUUCUUCUUCUUCUUCUUCUUCUUCUUCUUCUUCUUCUUCUUCUUCUUCUUCUUCUUCUUCUUCUUCUUCUUCUUCUUCUUCUUCUUCUUCUUCUUCUUCUUCUUCUUCUUCUUCUUCUUCUUCUUCUUCUUCUUCUUCUUCUUCUUCUUCUUCUUCUUCUUCUUCUUCUUCUUUCUUCUUCUUCUUCUUCUUCGUCUUCUUCUUCUUUCUUUUUCCGGUUUUUUUAAACCCUUCUUAUUACUCUUACAUCGGCUUCCCUCUUCCCUCCUCGUUUCCCCUCCUCCUGCCUCCAAGGCAUCUGCGGUUUGUGUUUCAACUGAGUGGCAGCAGCCGUUGCUCCUGCACUGCCAUCGACACCUGGGACUGCCCACCCUCCUGUCGCCUCGUGCUCAUUGGCCAGGACGCCGCUGAGCUGGCAGGCCUGGUGUCAGAGCUGGAAUCACUCGCAGAGGAUCAGAAGACGGAUGGUGGAGGAGAGGUUUCAGGGGAUGGGGUUUCAGAGGUGGCUUGUGAAACAGGCUCGAGGAAUGUGGCUGGGGAGGCGAUAUGUGGGGAAGGCACAGCUGCUGCUGAGGCAACAAGGCUUGUGAAGAUGCUGACAGCAGAUGAGAGAUUUGAGGUCCGCACAUCCAAGGCAGCAUCUGACAACAGAGUGGGGAAGUUAGUGACAGAGCGACGGGGAAAAACGUUUGAGGCUUCAGUUGUGGAGUUUGGGAUGAAAGGAAUUCCACUCAAAGGCAUCCAUCAGAAUACUCUCAAUGCCUCGUUGCUGGCGUACAUGAACAACCAAGCUACACAUCUCGUAUUCGCCUGCUCGACUCUCCCAACUCUCAACGGUAAGUAUACCCUACUUACAGCAGCCGUCUUGAUGUUUCUUCGCCAUUUCUAG
This is a messenger RNA of Closterium sp. NIES-65, 2787 nucleotides long. Lineage: Eukaryota; Viridiplantae; Streptophyta; Zygnematophyceae; Desmidiales; Closteriaceae. The record is from the annotation of a GenBank genome assembly.